AUGGAUGAUGGCUUAGAUUCAAUUCAUAACGAUGAUAUCGGAGUACAGCUUUAUGAAGAGUUAUCUGUUCUGUGGGACAAGGCGGGGAUGCAUGCCCGAAAAUGGGUUUCAAAUUCAAAAGCAGUACUUGAGAAAAUCCCUGUGGAAGACAGAGCUUCUGAGAUAAGUCUAGAUGAGGGUCAGUUACCAUCAGUAAAGACGCUAGGAGUCAUGUGGAUGGCGAGCGAAGACGUUUUCACUUUCCGUUGUGUCCCACCAGAAGAGGACUUCAUUGUCACAAAGCGUAACUUCUUGCGAAAGAUAGCGACAAUAUUCGACCCAAUGGGCUUUCUUUCACCCUUGAUAAUCAGAGCAAAGAUUUUUAUGCAGGAAUUUUGGACUCUUGGAGUUGACUGGGAUGAUCAAAACCUCGGCGAAAUAGGAGAAAAGCUGAGAUGCUGGUUCACGGACCUGGACAACCUGCAGCAGGUGAAAAUACCAAGAUGCCUGCGCUCCUGCGAUGCGGAAUGUCCGGUCAGCCAAGAAAUCCACACCUUCGUCGAUGCAUCACAGGACGCUUACGGUGGCAUCACAUACAUGCGGACAUGUUAUGAGGGUGGCCAGGUGAUUGUGAGAAUUAUCGCAUCUAAAUCUAAGGUAGCACCACUGGUUUCAUGCAGCAUACCACGACUGGAGCUGAUGGGGGCGAUCGUUGGAUUGCGACUGACAAAUGCAAUUUGCUUAGUUUUGGAUAUCCCAUUGAAAGAUGUCACUUACUGGACCGAUAGCCUCAAUACAUUAUGGUGCAUUAGAGGUCGCAGUCGUGAAUUUAAGCCGUUUGUAGCGAAUCGGAUUGGUGAAAUCCAUCGGCAGAGCAACCCGUACCAGUGGCGACAUGUGCCGACUAAAGACAAUCCAGCUGAUAUCCUUUCAAGAGGUGCCAAAGUUCAGGACAUGAAUGAUAGCCUUUGGUGGAGUGGCCCAGAGUUUCUGGUGAAGGAGAAAGAUGACUGGCCGAUCAACCGCUGUGAAAGCAAGAACAUCGAUAAGAGUGAAUUGAAGAAGGGAGAAAGGACCCUGGUCACGGUGCCAUUGAAUGAACAGCAGGAUGAUGAGACCAUAGUCCCAGAAUGGCGUCUCGAUCCAUUACGUUAUUCAAGUUGGCACCGGCUUUGCCGAGUACAGGCAUGGGUAUACCGCUUCUUAGAGAACUCUCGGCGAAAAAGAGAGGAGCGUCAGACAGGGGAGUUGACGCCAGACGAGCUACAGCAAGUUCAGAAUAUCAUCAUUAGCGAAAGUCAGAAAAAAGCCUUCCCAGGAGAGUACUGGGCGAUGACAGAAGGAAAGCCAAUCGGAAAGUCAAGCAAAAUCCUCAGUCUUUUUCCAAGAAUAGACGAUGAAGGUGUCAUACGCUGUAAUGGCCGUCUCAAGCACGCAGAAUUCUUGUCAUUUGACACCAGACACCCAGUCAUUCCACCACGAAAAGAUCACGUCACCAAGUUGAUUGUAAAAAGCUACCACGAGCAAGGUGGUCACAUCACAGGAGUAAACCAGACCUUGGCAGCUUUAUCAAGUCGAUUUUGGAUUGUUGCUGGGCGAGAAGAAAUUCGAGAUUGGGAAAGAGACUGCAAUGAAUGCGGACGGAGAAAAUGCAAAGUUGCAACUCAGAUAAUGGCUCCUCUACCCAAGACCAGAUUAAAGACAUCAGUUCGUGCAUUUACAAGAACCUCUGUGGACUUUGGAGGGCCAUUCAUCACAAAACAGCUGCGCGGAAGGGUACAGUUAAAGAGAUAUCUCUGUCUCUUCACUUGCAUGGCCUCACGGGCUGUGCACUUAGAAAUGGCCUACGGACUUGAUACUGACUCCUUUCUAAAUGCCUUUAAUCGCAUGGUAAACAGGCGCGGAGUUCCCGAAGAGGUCACAUCGGACAACGGUACCAAUUUUGUCGCUGGGAACAAGGAGCUGAACGACCUAGUAGAAAAUUUGGAUCAAGACAAGAUCAGCCGCGCAACAGCACGGAGGGGAGUCAAAUAG
Lineus longissimus is the source of this 2013-nucleotide messenger RNA. RefSeq lists its product as uncharacterized. Bases 1 to 2013 code for a protein of 670 amino acids. NCBI's taxonomy places the organism in Eukaryota, Metazoa, Nemertea, Pilidiophora, Heteronemertea, Lineidae. The transcript has a single exon. Gene Ontology annotation, molecular function: nucleic acid binding. The record is from RefSeq and is a predicted model, not a curated record.